GGUUCCUUUUCAACAACUUCAGGUGCGUCCUAUGCGGCAUUAGCUUUUACGAGGAGCAGGCGAUUAAGCGACACCUGCACACUCGCCAUCCCAGUGAAUUGAAUGCCAAUUCCUGCGUUCUGUGCGGCAAAGAGUGCCGCGAUCGCAAGGCUCUGAUAAAGCACGCCUGGGACCAUUCGCGCGAGAAGUGCCAUUCGUGCUCCAAGUGCGGCAAGAACUUCCACAACAAGGCGCGUCUAAAGCGGCACAUGGCUCCGCAUCGCGACAAGUCGGUUGUAUGCGAGGUGUGCCAGGAAGAAUUCCCCGACGGUCGUACGCUCUCCAACCACCGGCACUCGCACAGCACUACUACGCCUGGCAAGCUUUUCCCGUGCAUUGAAUGCGGCAAGACAUUUGGUUCGCGCAGUUCCCAGCAGAUUCACGUACGUAUCCAUACCGGUGAGCGGCCAUAUGGCUGCCGCUUCUGCUGGAAGGCUUUCGCGGAUGGUGGUACUCUGCGGAAGCACGAGAGGAUCCACACCGGGGAGAAGCCAUAUGCCUGCUCCGUCUGCCCACGCGCCUUUAACCAACGGGUAGUGCUGCGGGAACACAUUCGCUCCCAUCAUUCUGGACUGGAUGUAUCACGGAACACCUACCACUGCACAGUCUGUUCCGAAGACCUGGCAUCGUCCAAUGACCUUAUCCAGCACCUGAUCCAACACAGUGAUUCAAACACAGCUAAGCAGCGACAGCCCGUUACGGGACCGCGCAAGUACAAACGUCGCCGUAAGCUACAGCCCCACGAGAUCGCUCACAUGCGGGCGGCGAACAAGAAUGGCAACGGUGAAGAGAAAGAGGCCAUAGGAGAAGGCGAUGGAGAGGAGUGUGCCAGUGACAUCGAUUUCUGCGACUUUGAUGUGGAAAACGUGGACGAUAUCUUUGACAUGGCAGAAUCACCCAAAAAAGAAAAGCGAAAGAGGGGCUCGGCAGCCACAAAAGCUGAUGCCAAACCCGUGACCAAUGGGAAAGCGGUGAAACCUGCCCAGGAUAAGGGCAAAGCUAAGCCGAGAUAUGACUCCACCAGCAGUCAGCAAUCGGAUCGCCUUUGGGAGGAAAAGUUCCUGCAGGACAGUCAAGUGGCUCUCUUUCAGAUCGAUUCGCUGGUAGUGGUCAACGACACUCAUUUGCAGCCCGCUAGCUCCGCUGUGCCUGCUAACAUACCCAACACAAGAGGUGGAUCGAAGCAGCAGGGAAAAGUUCAGGCAAAGUCUGUAGAAGGAGCCGAAAAUUUCAAUAGCUCAGCUACCACAUCUGACACUACAUUCUCCGCCUCCACCUCCACUGCCAGCAGUCGGAGCCGUAAGAGGGCGGCAACCACUAAAACAGCCAGCAAAGCAUCUCCUGCCAGUAAUUCGCGACCCCGAAUGAUUCACACAGAGAAAGCCAAGGUGACAAGGGGAGUUGGCGGAGACUCCUCUAGUAGUUCGACAAAGAAAACGCGCUCGAAGACCUAUAUUAGUCGCACGGAGUCGCACAAUCUGAGCCUCGACAAAUCCCGCAGCAGUGCCUCAAAUAUGGUGGAUGACUAUGAAAUCAUCUCUCCAGCUACUCAUCCGCCAAAUCAGAUCAGCUCCAGUCCCUUGCACAUCAAACAGGAGCAGGAGCAACAACAGCGUGUCCAACUUAUGUACGAUGAUAACCUACUGAUAGAUGCUGCUCUGCUGAGGGAGAAGACUUAUGAGAAGUUUAACCCGAGCAUUGUUAAUGAUCUGGAGGAGAUCCUCCGCUCUCCACUGAAGCACGAGAGAAAUUCUCGUCUUCGCUUUACCAGCGAGUCAUCCACCACGCCACAAUAUUUGCACGAAGAGGAGCAAAACCUUAUAAAAAUUGAGCCAACUUCUCCGGAUCUGCGGGAAAUGUUGGAGGGCCAGCAAAGAGUCAUCGCUCAUAGCGGCAGCACUCCUUCGUCCUCUUCAUCUGCUAGAACUUCCAGACAUCUGCGACAAAUCACUGCCAAUGGUGCACGGGCAGGCAGCAAGAGAUCUACAGGUGGCGUAGCCAGCAAGACGUCAGCAAUCCCGGGAGUGGUGGCCAAAAAAUCGAACACUGCCACCAAGGUGAGCAGCAGCUCAUCCUCGUACCUCUCGUACGGGGUGGAUUCCUACAAUGUAAACGUACCUGCCAGUGCCAACAACGGCGAUGUGGGCGGCGGAUUCUUUUCCAUCUCGGAGGUCGUUUCCGCAGCCGACGCCGCGGAUGCGGCUGCUAAAGCGGCGGCAGCUGGUAAAUCGGAGCGGAAAACUCGCAGUUUCGAGUGCGAAAUGUGCUCGGCCAUCUUUUAUGAUCGCGCCCAGCUGCUGGAACAUGUGCACAUUCACAUUUAAACGGAAGCUACCUAAACCACUCGCCCGGAGCCUUGUAUUUUUGAAACAUCUUAUCCUUAUAUACAAACAAAAUCGGAGUAAAUUACCUCAAGGUAUCGUGCAUCGAAAAAUAUCGUUGAUUUAUGCGUUAUUUCAAAAAUGGAACCUAAACCUAUUGUAGAGAGCAUAGUUCGUAAGGCUUUUAAGUUUGUACCUCAGCUUUUGUUUUGAAGAAUUGGUAUGCUGGAAUAAAUACAUCAUUAAAUGGUUUUUCAUUACCUU
Molecule: messenger RNA, 2624 nt
Organism: Drosophila sechellia
Lineage: Eukaryota; Metazoa; Arthropoda; Insecta; Diptera; Drosophilidae
Product: zinc finger protein 93
Exons: 2
Coding region: 249-2363 (704 amino acids)
Biological process (GO): regulation of gene expression
Cellular component (GO): nucleus
Source: RefSeq, a predicted model, not a curated record